UAUGCUGUUUCUUCAAGAUAGUAUUCCCUUGAAAUCCAUUUGAUUCUGUGCGGUUUUUUACUAAACAAUCUUGCUAGAUUUUUUAAAUCUCCAAUAAAUAGAUGAAUUCAUGAUAGGCCAACACUUUUUUCCAGGAUGGGUAUGUGACUCAUACAAGUUCUUCUAUGAUCUUACUACAAGUCGUUUUAUUUUCUACAAGGUAAUCAUAUAGUUUGAUCGAGUAUUCGCGUAGCAAAAAUGUCGGUCGUUCCUGAGAGUCCUGCUCCUGUUGCAGUGGAAGCUCCUUCAGCCGAAAAGGACGGAAAAGCGUCGAAGGUGAAGGCUUUCCCGCCAUUUCCAAAGUUGGCUGCGGAUGAGUUUUUGCACACCUCGGAAGCUUGCACAGAGGGGCAGCUUGAUAAGCUCUGCGAUGUGAUUUGCGACGAUAUCCUGCAGGUACUAGAGACAUUUGCGUAUAGAGUACUUGAGCCGAGAAGACAUUGGGGCGCACCGAGGUGCUGGAAGCUAGCGCCGGGACAGCUGAAGAGGAAACACCAGAGGCAGGCCGGCGCAACAUGCUACACGGGAGCGCGCCGCUGGUGCAGCGCACGGCCACGCGCAGGGCGUGGCGUGCCAAGAGAUGGAAAACUGGCGGGACCGGAAGGACAGGAAGCGCUGCGCCACCGUGCGAGCAUCGACUGACACAGUCCCGGCACAAACGGGGGCGCAGCUACGUAUGGGCCAGAUGGGACAACACAGACGGCCCGCGUAGUGGCGAGGCACGAGCUCCGCCACGACGAAGAAUCGUUCACGUAUGCGCAUUUGUUUGCAUUUGCAGACAAAUCGGCAAUCGUCGCACCGUGUCCACGCGGGCGCCGCGCAUUGGCGACAGGCCAAGAUAUGCCUGCGAGCUCGUCGCGCAACCAUCACCGAUGGCAAGACCGCCAACCUCGCAUCUCAUGAUCGUCAGCCUCGUCCCAGGUUGCCGCGCGCCUUGUUUCUUGAUAACAGCGGCGGGGCGCGCCAGGGGACAGCAAAGGGGCGGGGCGUCUUGGCUAGAAAAUGAACGCAGCAGGCAGCUGGAUGAAAGAACGACCGGCGCCCCUGGUGCAGCGCACAGCCACGCGCAUGGUGUGGCGUGCCAAGAGGUGGAAAACUGGCGGGACCGGAAGGACAGGAAGCGCCGCGCCACCGGAGAACGCUCCGUGGCUGCCAAGCGGGCCAGGGGACAGCAAAGGGGCGGAGUGUCUUGGCUAGAAAAUGAACGAGGCAGGCAGCUGGAUGAAAGAACGACUGGCGCCCGCGCCUCUAUCUACGGAGCAGGGACCUACUCAGAGUCAAACCCUCAGCGCAUACACUCACCAGCAAAGCAGGAACCCCGGACCUUGUCGGCACCUUUGGGCGGGGCCCCACAGGCUUGAAAACUGGGCCACGCGCCCACCUGCUGGGGCAAACUUUGCCGCUUUGCCAGACAAGCGGGCCCCGGAAUUUCACGAGGGAGAAAGGCAGGGCGCAGGCGACAGACGCCGGCGCACGCAGGUGCGCCGCCAAAGGUAUGCGCCAAGUCUGCCGCUGGGUAGCUCAGCAGGGGGCGAGACGGUGCUGGACUUGGUGCGCAACUUGGUGCGCAGGCUGGUGAUAACCUUGGCGCGCAAGCUGGUGGGCGAACUUCGAGCGUGAGCGGCUUGCUUCCGGAUGGCCUCCAUGAUUACGCUGACGGCCUCCCUCAGUGGGGCAGCUCGGCUGACUCUGACAGAUGGGGCGCUGGCCACCUUGUUGGGCUUUCUCGGUCUCGGUAGGCCUCCGGGGUGCAUGGUGCGGCGGCUCCAACAGCUGCGUGCGGCUUCUUUCUUAGUGGUGAUUUGGAAAAAAGGGACACAGUUCGGAGCCCAGUGCUGCACUCCCUUAGGGUCGUAGAUGAACAGCUCGCCACCUUCGUAGGGGCCAAGUGAAUCAAUGAGCAGCAAAAAGGUCCGAAGGCUUGGGCGGUUGGCUCCGCGCGCUCCCGUCGGACCUCUCGCCUACACAGGAGAAGAACUGCCGUGGCCGGACGGCUGGAGUAGCCCCCGCGCCAUCUUCGUCCAGUAGUGCUGCGCCUCCAGUGGCUGGCCUGCUCAAGCCGCUGGCUUAAUCUUUCGCGUGGCUUGGUUUCUUUCCUCGUUUUGUUGGUCAUGGCGAUCGCGAAGGCAGGCCCCCCGCGCCGUGGUUGCUUUGUGAUACAUAGCCGCGUGGGGGGCUGUGUGGUGCUCAGAUGGUAGUGGUCGGCCGUUCUUCUUUCCAUUGGUGGCCUGGCUGCGGGGCUGGGUUCCUGUCAGUGUGCAUCCCUGCCAGCUGACCGCGGCUUCGCUGCUUUCCUUCGCCCUUAUCCGUUUCGUUGUUGUUGAGUCCGUCACAUCUUUUCGAACAGAUUGUUUACUUAAUUGGCCCAUCUCCUUCUGCAGGCAUGCCUCUUCUUGGACGCGCACGCGCGUGUGAACAUCACUGCUAUCGUGAAGGCGAGAAUGGUCGUAGUAUCGGGUGAGGUCGCAAUCAAGGCAACGCUCGACUAUGACAUGUUAGUGCGGAAGACCCUGCAAGAUUGCGGAUAUGAUUCCGAGGAGAAGACCGGAAUCGACUUCCGGUCGGUGAAUGUAGUGAUAGCGAUUUCGGAGCAAUCACCCGAUCUCACUUCGGCACUCAAUCUUAUGAUGAAGGUUUUUUACGGUCUACAACUACAUUGUCUAUGUAUUGGCGAGUCAAAGAUGGAAUACGCAGCGACAGAGGCUACAUUGAUAUUGAAGUUCGGUAGCAUAGUAAAUUCGUUGUAGUUAAUAUUCAUACAUGGCACUGCUGGAGCUGUCGUGGCUGCUCUGCAGUGCUGGAACUGUCGUGGCUGCUCUCCAAGUCUGGUGUACACAAAAUACCGAGAAUCCGAGCCUCCAUUACAAUCACACGCUUAUUGAUUCACCAUCAUCUCCUUUAUUUCCUUAUCCUUUCAUUUCUUUCUACUACGGCGGAAGUGGUGGCACGAAGUUUUCUGAGGAAAGCAUAGCGAUGCCAAAUGGCGAGUUCGCUUCAGCAACCGGCUAUGCGACAGAUGAGACUCCGGAUUUCAUGCCUGCUUCGUGGAAGUUAGCGACUGCCUUGGUACUAGAGCUUAUCCUUCAGGUUAUACUUACACACUUGCAAGCAAGAUGUGGUGAUGAAAUUCUGGAUGACGAUAGUCCUACUUGAAGAGAUGUGGUACUGAUAUUGAUGAUGGCUGUUUGAAAUUACAAUACGCUUUCUGUAGCUGGCAUGCAAGUGCGACUCCUGUGACUGUCUUGAAGAUUCUGUGUAAGCUUGAGGUUUUUCAUAGUCUAUCUUGCUACAAUCUGGCACAUUCACAUAGCCGUGAUCCUUCACAUGAACUGUAGGCACGGCAACUAAGUGCGUCGCGAAGGGGUGGGUCAAUAGGCUGGCUCAAGCCAAACGGAAAAGUCCAAGUAACUAUGCGGUACAGAAAACGAAAAGAUGGUGGUCUAGAAUUAAGGCGUUUGGUAAUUCACCUUCACAGACAGGAGAGAUGCUUUGGUUCGCAGUUAGAUCUUCAGCUUCACAAGAAGAAAGUUAUUUUGUGUUGCCAUCUUCACAAAAUUACUUUGAUUCUCAGUUAUUUCUUGAAAAAUAGCACCCUUCUGAGGAAAUGAUCUUAUAGGAGAUGAAGUAAGUAUAAAGAUUUCGUAAGUAGCUGCUCUAAUGAACCCUGUUGACGUUUUCCGGAUUGCAGUUCACAAUAGCGGUUGGGAUCCAGCAACCUCACUCCCCAAGAUGCAGGAGGACUUGAGGCAAAAGGUAGAACUCCUUUCGUUAUAGGAGUGGGAUGUUACUCGAUGAUCGCUUAUCUUUCUUAUUCAGUGCUUGUUUCUACUCUUACAUUUCUUGUUUCUUUGAUGACAGAUAUUGAACUUGUUUCAGGUAGUCGACGUCGUAGUUGGUACCAAGACGGGACCGCCAGCGAUGGCAGAAAGCUCAGCUGAUGCUGGGUCCGCGGAAAAAGGUACAUUUGUUACCAUCAAGUAUUUAUUACCAUCUAGAAUUCAUGAUACUUCAUCAACUCUUGCUCCCCUGGAGGUAUUAUAGCUAGGAUUAUUGAACAAGAAUCAUAGAUAUACUCUAGAUAUCCACUUCAAGAAUUCCAUUCUCCUUCGUCAUCUUGACUCCUCCUUAUUGCAGUGCCGGCCGUAGUACCGAAUGAGUUCACGCGGUUGAUCACAGCAGACACAACGAUUCAUGUAAAUCAGACGACGCAUAAAAGUAACCGGACUUUCGUUGGUACAAAUAGUGACGAGUACCAGGGAAGCGGCAGCGCAGGACAGAAACCGAGUAUUAUAACUUUUCUCAGUUUAUUUUUGUUUACUUCGCUAUGCAUCCGCGUCGUAGGGUCUAUCCCAGGAUUAUCAUUAGUUAAAUGUAAGAGUAUUGUAUGAUUGGAUUGGUUCUGUCGCAAUGCCAAUCGCAACUGAUCUAACUAGUAAAAGAUGUACUCAUCGUCCUCCGAUCAGGUGGCGACUUCUAUGGCGGCUUCUCCACAGUGAGUACGCGUGUUUCAGGCCGUGACCCAUGGAAAGUACAGAGGUUUGGAUCUUAUGCGGCCAGAUGGAUAGCGAAAUCGAUAGUGUCCUCAAAGCUUGCAGCCCGUGCGCAGGUGACCCUUAGCUACGCCAGUAACUACGCAGAGCCAUGUGGUAUCGAAAUUGACCUCCUUGGAACCGGUACUGCAGCGGCCGCAGAGAAAGGCUUAUGAUGAAAAUGAGAUCUCCCUUCUAAUAGUGAAGAGCUUGGUCUUUUUCUUGAUAGAGAGGUUAAUUGAUUUCUCUUCAGGAUCAACUUCAGAGUGGCCAAAGUAUUUCGAUAUUCUUCUGACUCCGUAACCCGACUUCCAGUUCUAUCUCCCAUUGCUACUUUUCCUCGCCUUUCUUCAUAAUCGAACCUUGUCGCGCUAGUGCAGCGGAAUUUCGAUUUGCGGAUAGGGUCAGUCGUCCGAGCACUUAACCUGACAACUGUUAAUUACAAGUCACUCUCCACGUUCGGCCAUCUAGGGCAAGGAGAUGUGAAAGCCUUCCCAUGGGAAGAAGUGCGGCCGCUUCAAUAAUUUUUCCCCUUUCACCACCUCAGCAUAUUUUACGCAUCGUCCUCGCUCUCAGAAUCUCGGGAAUAAGACCAUACAGAUAUCGCUACACUCGAUGAUCAUUUUCCUAGAAGGUUUCAUCCGUAUUGGUAAUAUGAUUCGAAAAUCGGGAGACAUCACCAUGGUAAAUCGUCGUAGGUCGAAG
Amoebophrya sp. A25 is the source of this 5273-nucleotide messenger RNA. NCBI's taxonomy places the organism in Eukaryota, Dinophyceae, Syndiniales, Amoebophryaceae. The record is from the annotation of a GenBank genome assembly.